GUCGAUAACGUUUUCGGUAUAAUUUUUACAAAGUAAUUUGAACAUAGCUGCGUUGAAGAAAGCCAUAUUUUUUAUAUAACAGAAGUAAAGAAACGCUGCUUCAAACGAUGGUAUACGAUUUCUGAUAAACAGGAGGAAAGAUUUAAUUUAUUCAUAUAUUUAAAUUUUAGUGUCGUAGUCGCAGUAUUGAAUGUUUUUCUGAUUAUGAGCCGAAAAUAUUCUAAUAAAGCGUUCUGAGCCUAGCUUUCGCUUGUAUUUAUAUUUCAUUUACCAGAAGUAAAUUCUAUGCUGUGAAGUAUUAAAUCAAUUGUUUAAAUGCGUCGAGUUAUCUGCUGUAAAAUUCGCCCGUCUGGUACUGGAUUACCUUGCUUGCUUGGCAAAAUAAUCCUAUCAUUUUUCGUUGUCUAUGGUUUAUUUCAAUUCCUGAAAAAUAAUGUUGUAAAAACGGAUUCGAGAUUAAGGGAACGUUCGCUUGCGGAUAUGACUUCGACUUCGAACUGGCAAUGUGAAUUAAACAAGAGAAUGUCACAUGAGUUACGCAAAGAAGUCAAAGAGAAAGAAAAAUUGUUGAAUUAUCGAGGCAAAGUUAUUGCUAAAUUGCGAUCUCAGUUAAUCGAGUUAAAUUCUACCAAUUCCGUGUUGAGGGACACGUUAGAAAACUUAACAGAUGUUAUGGUUUCACGUAAAAAACACACGAUUCAAUAUACUGAACAGCACCACAAUGCAUCUGAGAAAAUAAAAUAUGAGACUGUUCCGUUUCCGGAGAAUAUAAAAGAUAAAGUCGAUCGAGCAGCGCGACCAUGUUGUAUCGCACUGAAGCGAAUGACCGACAUUUUACGAGUUUAUAUGGAAACGACACAAGAUUUACGAGAACAAGUUGCGGCUUAUCGGCAAUUAAACAUUACAGAAAAAAUGUACGAGUACGCCGAAAUUGAAAAGCGCAAAUUUGCAACACUUAAUUGUAGCGAAAGAUUUCGUAACGAGAUUGCAAAUUUAACGAAAAAGCCCGAAAAACAUGCGUUGUAUCAAACAUAUUCAAGAGGUUUUUUUUACGAAACGUUUCCGGUAAAUCGAAUAUAUGCAAAACAAAAGUUUAAAUCUAAAAGUUAUCAUCGUAACAUCGACUUCGCCAAAGCCGUAAAUUUCGCGCUUCAAGAAGUCAUAAAGGACACUAAGCUCCCAAGCACGCUUUUUGAAAUGAAUGAUGCGCUUGUCCGUUACGAUGAGUUACGAGGCUCGGAGUACAAGCUUACAUUUUUGUUUAAUAAAACUCGUGUUUUUUCGGUUGAUGUCAUUAAACCGUUUGGUCCUCAUAUUGUUCCUCAGCGGAUUACUGAACAGACGUUAAAAAGCAAAGAACUCAUCAACAUCAUCGUCCCUGUUAGUGGGCGCAAAAAUAGAUUAAAAGAAUUCCUCGAAAAUAUUCGACUCUCAGUUCUCGAGCAAGGAGAAAACUUAUACCUUACCGUGAUAAUUUACGGAACAGAUACAAAUAACACCAUCAAAAACAUUAUAAAAAAAUUUAGUAGGGACAAUAAUUUUAAAAAUUAUGACGUAUUUAAAAAGAACUUACCGUUUAAUCGUGGUAGAGCUUUGCAUGAUGGGAUUACCCGUUGGAAUGGUUACAAUAAUGUACUAAUGUUUUUGUGUGACGUAGACAUUAAAUUCGAUUAUAAGUUUUUGACUCGUUGCCGGCAAAAUAGUGUAUUAGGGAAGUCUGUGUACAUGCCCAUUGUGUUUAGUUUGUAUAAUCCAGAGAUAGUGUUUCGAAACAAUUUUACGGGAACCGAUAGAUUUACUAUAUCUGAUACUACAGGAACGUGGAGACCUCUGGGGUAUGGAAUGUUGUGCGUCUAUAAACCUGAUUACAUCAAUGCACGUGGGUUUAAUUUAAGAAUAAAUGGUUGGGGUGGAGAAGACGUUAACUUAUAUCACAGAUUUCUAAAGAAAGGUUUGAAGGUCAUUCGCGCUCCGGACCCAGACCUGUAUCAUGUGUGGCAUCCGAAGUUGUGUUCAAACACACUGAGUAAACGACAAUAUGAAACUUGCAUUGGCUCCAUAGCGCGUUACGAAGGUUCUCAAAGACAACUCGGAGUUUUACUGCUUUCCAAAAACAAGACAAAUGCAACUUAGUUUUUUAAUGCAACAUUUAAUAAUCCCGAUGUACAUUUAGUUGAAAUAUGUUUAAAU
Hydractinia symbiolongicarpus is the source of this 2190-nucleotide messenger RNA. RefSeq names its product chondroitin sulfate N-acetylgalactosaminyltransferase 1-like. The coding region runs from base 316 to 2133 and encodes 605 amino acids. Gene Ontology annotation, molecular function: glucuronosyl-N-acetylgalactosaminyl-proteoglycan 4-beta-N-acetylgalactosaminyltransferase activity. Gene Ontology annotation, cellular component: Golgi cisterna membrane. The record is from RefSeq and is a predicted model, not a curated record. Lineage: Eukaryota; Metazoa; Cnidaria; Hydrozoa; Anthoathecata; Hydractiniidae. The transcript has 2 exons.